Molecule: messenger RNA, 831 nt
Organism: Diabrotica balteata
Lineage: Eukaryota; Metazoa; Arthropoda; Insecta; Coleoptera; Chrysomelidae
Source: the annotation of a GenBank genome assembly
AUGUACAAACACCGAAAACUGAAAGUUUUCAAAGUGGCAAGUCCCAUCUUCCUCAGUAUUACUUUACUUGGCUGUGCUACUAUGUAUUUAGAGAUGGCUGCAAUCUUUCCCAGUCUGGAUCAGUAUUCUUGCAUCGCCACAAAGUGGUCUCGACAUUUAGGAUUUUGCGUCACUUAUACGGCGUUAUUAAUGAAAACUUGGAGGGUUUCUUUAACUUACCGAGUAAAAUCUGCUCAUAAGGUAAAACUGACUGAUAAACAAUUGCUGCAAUGGAUGGUGCCUAUACUGUUAGUAAUGCUAAUAUAUCUUGGUACUUGGACGUUUUCCGAUACUCCUACCGCUGAAGAAAUCGUCGAUAAUGCUGGAUUGAGGUUUAAACAAUGUGUAUACAAUUGGUGGGAUCAUAGUCUAGCCAUUGGCGAAGUUUUGUUUUUGGCUUGGGGCAUUAGAGUAUGCUACAAUGUCAGAAAUGCAGAAUCUCUGUAUAACGAGGCUAGAUUAAUUAGCUAUGCAAUUUACAACAUCGCCAUUGUCAACAUCAUGAUGAUCGCGUUUCACUUAUUUAUUUUUCCAAGAGCUGGACCAGAUAUAAAAUACCUUUUGGGAUUUAUACGCACACAACUUUCUACCAGUACGACAAUAGCACUAGUUUUUGGACCGAAGAUUAUAAGAGUUUUGCGUGGUCAAGGUGAUCAGUGGGACAACAGAGCCAGAUCUCGCGGAGUAACUGCGUCUUUUUCAUUAAACGGUAUCGGUCUAGUACCUGAGGAAGCACCGGAUUUAUAUCAGGAAAAUGAAGAAUUAAAGGUAACAACAAAACAAUAUUUAUAA